UGGUGAACCGAAUCCAUGAGGUGUAAACAUCUAGGGGUGUGGAGAUGCAUUUGCUUAUCCACCGAGGACAUAUGUAGAGUGUGUCGGUCAGAAGGAACACCCGAGAAACCUCUUUAUCAUCCGUGUGUGUGCACUGGCAGUAUUAAGUUUAUCCAUCAAGAAUGCUUAGUUCAAUGGCUGAAACACAGUCGAAAAGAAUACUGUGAAUUAUGCAAGCACAGGUUUGCUUUCACACCAAUUUAUUCUCCAGAUAUGCCUUCACGGCUUCCAAUCCAAGACAUAUUUGCCGGACUGGUUACAAGUAUUGGCACGGCAAUACGAUACUGGUUUCAUUAUACACUUGUGGCCUUUGCGUGGUUGGGAGUGGUUCCUCUUACAGCAUGCCGGAUCUACAAGUGCUUGUUUACUGGCUCCGUGAGCUCACUACUGACACUGCCACUGGACAUGCUGUCCACGGACAAUUUAUUGGCGGAUUGUUUGCAGGGUUGUUUCGUCGUGACGUGCACGCUGUGUGCAUUCAUCAGCCUCGUGUGGCUGCGGGAGCAGAUAGUCCACGGGGGCGCCCCGGUUUGGUUGGAGCACGCCGCCCCGCCCUUCCACGCUGCCGGGCACCACCACAACGAGGCUCCAGCGGGAGGAAAUGGUGCUGAAAACGCGGCCCCCGACCAGCCCGCUAACCCGCCGGCCGAGAACGCGGUGGUGGGAGAAAACCCUGAGGCCCAGGAUGAUCAGGCGGAGGAGGAGGAGGAGGAGAACGAGGAGGAGGAGGACGCGGGCGGGGAGGAUGCCGCCGAUGCCAACAAUGGGGCCCAAGAUGACAUGAACUGGAAUGCUUUAGAGUGGGACCGAGCUGCAGAGGAACUUACGUGGGAAAGAAUGCUAGGACUUGAUGGAUCACUAGUUUUUCUAGAACAUGUCUUCUGGGUGGUGUCUCUAAACACGCUCUUCAUUCUUGUUUUUGCAUUUUGCCCUUACCAUAUUGGUCAUUUCUCCCUUGUUGGUUUGGGAUUUGAAGAACACGUCCAAGCAUCUCAUUUUGAAGGUCUAAUCACAACGAUAGUUGGAUAUAUACUUUUAGCGAUAACCCUGAUCAUCUGUCAUGGGUUGGCCACUCUGGUUAAAUUUCACAGGUCUCGUCGCUUACUGGGAGUCUGCUAUAUUGUUGUCAAGGUCUCUCUGCUUGUGGUGGUAGAAAUUGGAGUGUUCCCGCUCAUUUGUGGCUGGUGGCUGGAUAUCUGUUCCCUGGAAAUGUUUGAUGCUACCUUGAAAGAUCGAGAACUGAGCUUUCAGUCAGCGCCGGGGACCACCAUGUUUCUGCACUGGCUGGUGGGGAUGGUCUAUGUGUUCUACUUCGCCUCCUUCAUUCUGUUGCUGCGAGAGGUACUUCGACCUGGUGUCUUAUGGUUUCUAAGGAAUUUGAAUGAUCCAGAUUUUAAUCCAGUACAAGAAAUGAUCCAUUUGCCCAUUUAUAGGCAUCUCCGAAGAUUUAUUUUGUCAGUGAUUGUCUUCGGCUCCAUUGUUCUCCUGAUGCUUUGGCUUCCUAUACGUAUAAUUAAGAGUCUGCUGCCUCAUUUUCUUCCCUACAACGUCAUGCUCUAUAGUGACGCUCCGGUGAGCGAGCUGUCCCUCGAGCUGCUCCUGCUCCAGGUGGUCUUGCCGGCGCUGCUGGAACAGGGCCACACGCGGCAGUGGCUGAAGGGGCUCGUGCGAGCGUGGACCGUAACUGCUGGGUACUUGCUGGAUCUUCACUCCUAUUUAUUGGGAGACCAGGAAGAAAACGAGAACAGUGCAAACCAGCAAGUUAACAACAAUCAGCACGCUCGAAAUAACAACGCUGUUCCCGUGGUGGGGGAAGGCCUGCACGCGGCCCACCAAGCCAUACUCCAGCAGGGGGGGCCUGUCGGCUUUCAGCCUUACCGCCGGCCUUUAAAUUUUCCACUCAGGAUAUUUUUGUUGAUUGUCUUCAUGUGUAUAACCUUACUGAUUGCCAGCCUCAUCUGCCUUACUUUACCAGUAUUUGCUGGCCGUUGGUUAAUGUCAUUUUGGACGGGGACUGCCAAAAUUCAUGAACUCUACACAGCUGCUUGUGGCCUAUACGUUUGUUGGCUGACCAUACGGGCUGUGACGGUGCUGGUGGCGUGGAUGCCGCAGGGACGCAGGGUGAUCUUCCAGAAGGUGAAAGAGUGGUCCCUCAUGAUCAUGAAGACUUUGGUGGUCGCUGUGCUGCUGGCCGGGGUCGUCCCGCUCCUGCUGGGGCUCCUGUUUGAGCUGGUGAUCGUCGCCCCCCUGCGGGUCCCCUUGGAUCAGACUCCCCUUUUCUACCCGUGGCAGGACUGGGCGCUCGGAGUCCUGCACGCCAAAAUCAUCGCGGCUAUAACACUGAUGGGCCCCCAGUGGUGGUUGAAAACAGUCAUCGAGCAGGUUUAUGCAAAUGGCAUCCGGAACAUUGACCUUCACUAUAUCAUUCGCAAGCUGGCGGCGCCAGUGAUCUCUGUGCUCUUGCUCUCCCUGUGCGUCCCUUACGUCAUUGCGUCUGGCGUCGUUCCUGUGCUAGGUGUCACUGCGGAAAUGCAAAACUUGGUCCAUCGGCGAAUUUAUCCGUUUUUACUGAUGGUUGUGGUUUUGAUGGGGAUCUUGUCCUUCCAGGUCCGCCAGUUUAAGCGCCUUUAUGAACAUAUUAAAAACGACAAGUACCUUGUGGGCCAACGCCUCGUGAAUUACGAACGGAAGUCUGGCAAGCAAGGCACGUCUCCGCCACCUCCGCAGUCGUCCCAAGAAUAAAGCGUGGUCUCAACUACCUUGACCUUCCCCUUGCCUUUACGUGUCCUUUUUUGUGGACUUCUCUCUCUGGGGAUUUUUCCCAGCGAUCUCUCAGCAUUGUUUUUAAGUUAACUGUAUUUGACUUGUGUCCCAGCAUUCAGAGAGCAGCGGGACGAGGCCCCGCUGCCCUCCCUGCGUCUUGCGCCGCCGUCGCGGCCUGAGAUGUGUACAUGUGUACAUAGAGGUUCCCGGAUGCUCUAAACCUUGGAUUGAACAGAAUGUGCAUUGUACAUCUUUAAACAAAUGUAUAUUAAUUUAUUAAAUCUAGUUGUCACUUUAUUUUGGACCUGCUGUGAUCUUGACAGGAAACGUGCCACAGAGCCAUAGUGCAGAGGCAAAACUUUUUAAUGACGUCCUUUGGAGCGCGAUGUCCCCGUGUUCCUAGCAGUUCUUAUUAAGUAAACUGUGCAUUCUGUCUGUCUCGGCUGUUCAGACCUUACCAAGAACUUACAAGGAAACCAGUAGAAAUCAGCAGUGGAGUGUCUGUGGUAAGAGAACAUGGACUUUGUGCUUCACUGUCCGUCGUUUUUGGAAGUUAUUUUGUAUAACACCAAAGCUGUUGUACAUUUUCUACUGCCUGAUUUUUUUUCAUGUGUCUGUGUUUAUAAUAUUGUAUAGUGUCUUGUGCUAGGUGAAGAAAUUAUUUUUAAUUUUGAUAAUUUAAUAUUCCUGGUGAUCAGCAGUAGGGGUUGGUUUUUUGUGCUUGUUGGAGGCAUGUCUAUACUUAGAGAAAAAAAGUCCACAAGAACAUUUUCAUCGGUUCCCUCCAGCCCCCCUUUUCCACACACAGCUCUUUUUUCCCCUUUUUGGCAGCAGUGGCCAAAAACCAUGCAGGAUCACGAGUCUUCGGGACUCCCGUCACCAACAGCACCACAUCUGACUGGAAUUAGGGCCCCCGGGUGUCAGCUAAUCGCAGCCGCUGUCUGCGCGGUGACUGGUGACGGGCAGCGCCAGGGAGACCGCCCGGGGCCCCGGUCCUGCUGCCCAGUGCGCCCGUUGGGUGGGGAUGAGGGGUCCGUUUCUCCUAGUUUCCGGGAGUAAAUCUCAAAGUUUCCAGAGCUUUUUGUUUGCAGAAUAAAACUGCAAAUGAAACCAACGUGAUUUUACUUGGCCCGCAGGACGCUGGCUUGAGCCGGCCUUCUUACCGUCGGAGUAAGAGGGCGUUUCACUGGCGAUGAGCCGGGAGACCUCGGAGAACUGAGCACUUAGAAUCUGGCUCUCCCUUCUCCCCAAAGCUUCAGGGAGGAAGUAUUGAGAGCAGUAGAACAGUGGGGCGCACGGUCCCAGUAUUUAAUGGCAGGGGUGCAUCGUCCGGGCGGGGUUUGCGCUCCGGGUGCUCAGAGACAGCGGGCCGCAGACGCCCUCAGGACGCUCAAGUGAGAGUUUCCGAAGAGUAUUAAUUCUGUAGACUGCAGUCUGAAGAUUUUUAAAAUACGAAAGUCAGCCAAACUUAAGCUACCAAAAAAGCAAACAUAUUCUGGUGGUUUUAUAUUUCAACAGUUUUUCCUGAAGUGGUGAUUACUUUAAAAUAUAGUUUAAAACAUCAGUAUCAAAAAAAAAAAAGCUUGACAUGGGGUUCAGUGUUACACCGUCUAGCACUUUGUAGCAGUUCCUUCUCCUGUAUUUGAAAUGAGGGCUGUCUGAGCCCUGCGUUUGCAUAGAGAUGGCUCCUAUUUUAAAAACGAGGAGCAUUUUAAAAUGCCGUGUCACCUGUCAUGGUGUAUGUCUAUAAAAUGUUCUCUUUGGGAGGAAAAUUAUGAUCAUUUGGGCAUAGAACUUGAUUAUAUUAAUUUAGGUUUCUUUUUUAAUUUUCCAGAGAAAUUUAUAGAUCUUGGUAUAAAGUCAUUGGAACACAUUUACCCGUUUUACCAGAAAGCGAUCUAGGCAGAUAACCACAAAAUAUUAAAAAUUGUUAUUCUACAAAAUUUUAAAUGAAUCUUAUCAAACACUUUGCAAAAAGAAAAAAUAGAGAAGAAAGAUAAAACCUACAUAUGUAUGAAUUGAACAUAUAUGAAUGGCCAAAACGUUGCCCUCCAUUUCACCGGCAGGUGAUUUUAUCUUGUUGUAUUUAAGGAUUUCCUUUUGGUUUUCAGUCGUGCUUUGUCCCGUUUUCAGGAAGAUGAACAUUUCAUACGGAAAGCAUCUGCUGACAAAAUAUGUACAUGGGCAGCACCAGAAUUUUAUUUUUAACCAACCGUCUCACGAACAUUUGAAACCUCUGGUUCAAAAAGUUCUAGUAUUGCUGCCCUUCAUGUAGAAUUUUUUUUUUAAAUACUAGUGUAGUUUUGCUUCAUUUUACAUUGGGCUAAAGCCGUCUUCAAGGAAAUUAAUUACGAAAGAAGACCAUUUUGCUUUAAUUUAAUUGUUCAUAAAUUGAAGACAAAUCAACAUUUGGGGAGUGAGUUUGACAUGGCCAGUUAUCAGAUGGUCAUAUUAUAAAGUGUGCAGUUGUUCAUGUUAGCAAAUUAUGUUUGAUUUUUAAACAAUUAAGUACUAACGGUUGAGAAGAAAAGAAGAAAAUGCCAAUGUGAGGUUUAUGUAUAGCUAGCCUUAAAAAAGUUGUGUGUUUUUAGGUGAUUUUUCUUCCUGCUCUCUGGAGAAACAGUGGAAAUUGGACAUCUCAAUUCCAGAUGUAAACAAAAAGUAAUUUUUAUUUCAACAUUUAAUAUAGCUGUUAUUACUGUGGA
Molecule: messenger RNA, 5507 nt
Organism: Suricata suricatta (meerkat)
Lineage: Eukaryota; Metazoa; Chordata; Mammalia; Carnivora; Herpestidae
Gene: MARCHF6
Product: membrane associated ring-CH-type finger 6
Exons: 26
Coding region: 16-2781 (921 amino acids)
Cellular component (GO): endoplasmic reticulum membrane
Molecular function (GO): zinc ion binding
Source: RefSeq, a predicted model, not a curated record